This is a messenger RNA of Elgaria multicarinata webbii, 1471 nucleotides long. Its product is annotated as fumarylacetoacetate hydrolase domain-containing protein 2. Lineage: Eukaryota; Metazoa; Chordata; Lepidosauria; Squamata; Anguidae. Bases 121 to 1110 code for a protein of 329 amino acids. The record is from RefSeq and is a predicted model, not a curated record. Gene Ontology annotation, molecular function: catalytic activity. The transcript is spliced from 8 exons.
GCAUCGCUAAGGCUGCAGGGAGCGACGCGCAGCUGGAGCCGCGGACAGCUGUUGGGCAGCCCGGCUGGGGAGCCUCUCGCUGCCGCCGCCUCCUCCUCCUCCAACGGUCUGGAGGUUUGGAUGCCGGCCCCACUGCAAAGAACCCUUCUAGCGGGUCUCGGGCUGAGCUGGGCACGGCUGGGGAGGAGCCGCGGCUGGAGGCAGUCAGGAUCCAGGGGUUUUUCCCACCUGCGCGGGGCCAUGAGGCUGGUCCAGUUCUGCGUCAAGGGGUCACCAGCAGAGCCCCGGAUCGGGCUGGAGGAGGAAGAUGGAGGCGACGUGAUUGAUCUGAACGCUUGUGACCCAUCUCUGCCCAGGACCAUGCGGGCCUUCCUGGAGGGAGGAGACGCCGCCCUAGCUGUUGCCAAAAGAGCACAGGUGUCUGGCCAGCACGUCCUGCCCCGUGCCCGGAUCACUCUUUUGGCUCCCGUCACAAACCCCGAUAAAGUGAUCUGCGUUGGGAUGAACUACGUGGAUCAUUGCCUGGAGCAGAAUGUGAAGAUCCCCAAAGAGCCGAUCAUAUUCAGCAAAUUCGCCAGCUCCAUUGUGGGGCCCUAUGAUGACAUCAUCCACCCAGCGGAAAGCAGUGAAGUCGACUGGGAAGUGGAGCUGGCCUUUGUCAUUGGGAAGAAAGGAAAACACAUCCAGGAGUCGGACGCCAUGGGCCACGUUGCCGGGUUCACGGUUGCCCAUGACGUGAGCGCCAGAGACUGGCAGAUGAAGAGGAACGGGAAGCAGUGGCUUCUGGGGAAAACCUUUGACACCUUUUGCCCGCUGGGGCCAGCUCUCGUUACCAAGGACGCUGUGUCAGACCCUCACAAUCUGGGGAUCCGUUGCCGAGUGAAUGGGGAGCUUGUCCAGAACAGCAGCACCAAUCAGAUGAUCUUCAAAACGGAGGCGCUUGUCGCGUGGGUCUCCCAGUUCAUCACCCUGUACCCAGGAGAUGUCUUCCUCACAGGGACCCCGCCCGGCGUUGGAGUUUUCCGGAAGCCCCCCGUCUUCCUCAAGAGAGGGGAUGAAGUGCAGUGUGAAAUUGAUGAUCUGGGGAUCAUCCGGAACAAGGUAGCUUGAAGAUUUUGGGCUGCAUCCUUUGAGCUGGCGGCUGGCUCACCUGUCCCUGCACAGCUGCACCUACAAUGCUCGAGUGCCUUCACUGAUUCUGAUCAUGAGCACAGAUUAAGGAAAUUCUGGGGAUUAAGGUCAUUGGGAUUGCCCCUGCCGGGAUUACUCCUGCCAGGUGCCAUAAAACUGGGGAGGUAGAUAGUGUUUCAGAAAUCACUGGCAGUUCCUGAACACCUCAGUGAAGAAAAGCGAAUGUAAGAAGAUCAUCUGUGGUACAGCACACGCUAUAGACUGCGGCUGUGACGUUCCCAUUAAAUGCUGCAAAGCUUUCCAGAUUGUUGAACUAGAAUAAAGCACCUAUUAAAACUCA